AUGCACAUUAACUACCGGAACACUGGUCGGAGUUCUCAUUUCUUUCUCAGCGCGAGCCCUUCGCAGCAGGAGUCGUCUCUUCUUGCUUGGUCCUUUCCGAUCUCGGGUCGUACAGGGCGCAAUGCAAGAAUAGGCGAUGACCUGCUUGCGCAGGGCUCGUGCUGGCGAGGAGGUGCGAAAUUCUGCCGGGGGUCAGGCUGUUAUGUGUCAUUCAUUGAUGGAUACUGUCGCAAGCUCGGAAUGUCCCAGCUAAAAAAGCGUUCUCCUGCAUCCCGUCGAUCUCUUUACAAGCUAGGCAUGUCACUAACUAUAGGCACUCGAGACGGCCAUCUUACCAUCUGCUAUUUAGCAUGGUUCGCGCUAUCGCCCCAAUGUGGGAUUAUCCCAUUGUCAAGUAUUGACGGGGCUAGGGUUGCUGCUGGUAUUUCAGGGUUGUGUCAGGCCCUCGAUGGUAGAUGGAGGAACGUGUCAAGUUCUCCGAUGCUGCGAAGAUGCUCAACGAUGUAG
This is a messenger RNA of Ustilaginoidea virens, 507 nucleotides long. RefSeq lists its product as uncharacterized. Lineage: Eukaryota; Fungi; Ascomycota; Sordariomycetes; Hypocreales; Clavicipitaceae. The coding region runs from base 1 to 507 and encodes 168 amino acids. The transcript has 2 exons. The record is from RefSeq and is a predicted model, not a curated record.